GCAAACACCGACAGGUCGGAGAUCGCGGUGUACAUAGGCCAGGCGGAACCUUGCACUCUGACCGGAGUGGCCAUCGUCACAGAGAACACCUCUCCGGCCCUGCGCCUGCAGUUCGAGAAGUGUGCAGGCAGAGCGGCGAUCGAGGUGCCCCUCUUUUCGCAGAAGUCCGGAGGCAUGAAGCUGAUGCCCUGGAUUUGCGGAGUCUCUGCCGCCACGAAGCUCUGCAGCCAGGCCGAGCAGAUGGCCAGCAACGGCACGAUGCCGGCGCCGCGAGAGGAGGAGACUUUGGACCUGGAACCGCUCGCAGAAGCUGCUUCAAAGGGUGUCUUGCACACCAACGCGAAGUCGACGUGCUUUGAUGCGCUCCACUGGUUCGUGGUCCAUGGUGUGGACGAAAAAGAGUGGCCUUUUCUGGAGGCCAUGUACAAGAUGCUAAAGCUGGAGGAGCGUCCGACUCUGCAGUCAGAUGUGGACAUUGAGGUGCAGGAGGUGUGCUUCCCGAGUUGCACUGGGACCUGGGAUGAGGCCAAGUGUGGCCCAAAGCCCGUAACUGCGACUAAAGCUCCGAUUGCAGCAGCGCCGGAGCUGGUAACGCCACACCCGGAUCUGCCGGAAGUGCAGCACUCAGAGACAGUGCCCUACACGCCGAUUCUCUCCAAAACGCGGCUCGGCAAGUUCCGCCAGGAGCUCUCCAACCCAGAGACGGGCCCUUGGCUUUGGAUCUCGCUGGCAGGGGCAUGCUUGCUUGGCAUAUUCUUCGCCCUGCUGUGCUUCCCGCUCUUCCGCUCCAGGGAGCCAGCGAUGAAGCCUGCUCCGCGAGUGAAGCAGGUGGAGGUGAUGUAUCCAGACCACACGACCGCCUCCGUGAAGCUGAUGUUUCUCGGCCCAACAUGCCCAACCAUGGUCCAGCUUGCAGGAAGAUUAGUCUCCCCCCCACCCGCCCAGACUAGAGACAUACGCCAACUCUUCCAUUAUUUCGGCAGCUGGAGGGGGGGGGCGGGGUAA
Messenger RNA from Symbiodinium necroappetens, 1005 nucleotides. The record is from the annotation of a GenBank genome assembly. NCBI's taxonomy places the organism in Eukaryota, Dinophyceae, Suessiales, Symbiodiniaceae.